Fomitopsis serialis is the source of this 201-nucleotide messenger RNA. RefSeq lists its product as uncharacterized. The coding region runs from base 1 to 201 and encodes 66 amino acids. Lineage: Eukaryota; Fungi; Basidiomycota; Agaricomycetes; Polyporales; Fomitopsidaceae. Gene Ontology annotation, molecular function: catalytic activity. The record is from RefSeq and is a predicted model, not a curated record. The transcript is spliced from 2 exons.
AUGACCGUUCCCGAGGGAAAGUACGACCUAUCGCUCGAUGUCCAAGAUCGGCUCAUCAGGGCUGCGUUUGAAGGGAGAGACCACGCCUACAGCAGCCCAGGACACCCGCCUUUCCGAGUCGGCGCAGCCUUGCUCACAGCAGACAACCUCGUCAUCAAGGGCGCGAGUGUGGAUUCCGUGACCUCUGGCGAGUGCCCGUAG